CUUUUUUUUUCGCUAGUCAUACACAGUGUAUCCACGGGUCUGAAAAAAUCUUAAAUCCAAUACUUAUCAUAAACUUCCAUAAAGUCUAGCUUUGAAAUGUCUGGAUUUAUUUAAGGACAAUUGAAUGCAACUACGAAGCGGAACUAAAUAAAGGCUACCUGUGCUACCCGGUCAAUAUUUAUCGAACACCAAUAGACGUCGUUUGUUUACGUUAAAUCUUAGCAUAGCAGCGCAGAGAAUUUAGAAUCAAAUCGAAUUAUAAUUUCUGCAUACAUGGUUAACUACAGGUUUAAAUAUUGGUGGUUGCAGGACGAACGGUUCAAAGCAUGGUUGAAGCCGGUGGAGGGAAAUGCAUAUCUAGCACACUGCGCUUUAUGCAAUCAAAUCCUGAGAGUUGGAUCAGCGGGAACCAAAGCAUUGGAAUGCCAUCGCAAAUCGGGAAAUCACAAGGCGAUUAUGGAACGCCGACAGAAAAGCCACUUUGGGGCCACAUCAAGAGCGGCAGCAUCGAGUUCCAGAGCGACUCAGUCUGCUGCAACUCCAGUAGCCUUCCCGCCAGGAUCUCCACCCACACCAAAAGCGGAGGUGCUACGACCUUUUUACAAGGUAGCUAAGCACAAAUUAUAUCUGAAAAAACGGCGAUGGAUGAUGAUGAUAAUGUGAGGUGGAUGUGUUCAGAACAUCAGAAGAUGUGGAUGAUGACGGAGCUGCAUGAUCUGGGGCUGUGGCCGGGAUGUCGCCCGGUGCACAGAGCGGGCAAUGCCAUCUCUCUGUGGCGUUUCCCCCCGCAGCCGGAGCUCGUCCACCCCGAGGCCGAGCUGCCGUCCCCAAAUAUCUUCCAGCUCCAUCCUUUCUUCAUUUGGAAACCCGAAGACGAGAUUAUGGUCAGGUUGAGGAGCACGUACCGGUUGCCUUGUCUGCACGGCUGUCCUCAGACACAGAUCAUGUCCGCUGGUGAGGGGCGACCCCGAGCAAUCGUCGGCACCGGAGGGCAGUAUUACAUCCUGUCUUCCCAACUCCGCUGCGAGAUCUGCCGCAAAUGCUGGUUCGCAGACAAUCCACGGUGGCUGGAGAAACUGCCCGAGCGUGUCACGAACAUCUUGCCGGCUUUGGUGACCUCCAAACAAGCUAUAUGCAAGACGGUCGUAGACGAGCUGCGUUGCACCAGCAAGUCGCCGUCAGACAUGGUGGGCCAACUGAACGAGAUACUGCACCUGAGGUACGAGCGUGCUCAUCUGGCUUAUCUCCACGCCGUGGAGAAUGCGCCGAGGGGGGACAACACUCUGCAGUCGUUUGGCUCAUACGAGGAGCCCGAAGGUUGGUGCGGCGUGUCUGUGACCGAUCGCUACCUGAAGGACUGCUUCAUCGAAGAGUACAUGCGACAGGAACAAGCCAUCAACAAACUGCUCCAGGGCACCUUCGGCCGAGUCUUCAGGUCGGACCAUACAAGGAAACCAGUGGAGACGGAGCCCGCAAGUGUUCAAGUGGUGAUGAAGCCGACCAACGUUCCACUGGUAGAUGUCAAGCCAGAGAACGUUCCACUGGUGAAGAUGGAGCCGGACAGCGUUCCAAUGAAGCCGCCGCUGUCCGUCACUCCACCGGCCCAGACGCAGCUGGAUGUCGCUAAUACGCCCGAGCAGUUCUUCGAACAAUUUUUGGAGUCCGAGUAUUUCCAGAAGGAGAUGGAGGAAGCCUGGUGUCAAGUGAAAAAGAAGGCUGGGAAGAAGAGGAAAAGAAAACAGACUUGGCUGAUGGGUCGUCUAUGUUGUUUCUGCCGUCACCCGCUGAAAGAAGGACCCAAAAGCCCUCACGUUCACACGACCUUCCCGGGUCAUGCGGGCAAAUAUAUUUACUGCCCGAGCAAAGUUUACAAUCUGUACAAGGACAAGGGCAUGGACAAGGAGAUGAACUGGGUGGAAUUUCAGGCAUCACCUUUCUACGACACAGAGUGGCAGCGAUGGAUUGACAGUCUGGACAGAACUGGGCAUUGUCCUUUGACCCCUAACGUCCACCCGCCCUCCCCUUUUUCAGCUUCCAGCAGUCCCAGAAAUUCAGGGAUGGAUGGAUGGACGGACGAUGCCCACUCUUGAGUCUUAAAUGACUGCCUGCUUGUUUGCAGUGUGUCCACUUUUUUGUUUUUCAUUUUACGUUCAGUUAAAUGUACAAAGGCCUGAAUGGUCACAUGAUAGAACUGGAGGAACUGAAUACACACACCGGGGUUGUGGUGUGUCCCACGAUUGAGGUUACUAGGGAAGGGUCAGCGGAAGUGUGAGAAUAAAAAAAAAAAAAACAUUGUU
Syngnathus acus (greater pipefish) is the source of this 2297-nucleotide messenger RNA. RefSeq lists its product as uncharacterized. Lineage: Eukaryota; Metazoa; Chordata; Actinopteri; Syngnathiformes; Syngnathidae. The transcript has 3 exons. Bases 642 to 2090 code for a protein of 482 amino acids. The record is from RefSeq and is a predicted model, not a curated record.